AUCAAAAUGUCUGCAACCGUGUUACAUUUCGGGGACAUUGUUUCCUUGUAUGCAGAGGGAAGUGUCUGUGGUUUUAUUUCAACGCUCGGGUUGGUAGACAACAGAUGUGUGGUACAGCCAGAGGCUGGUGACCUUACUAAUCCUCCAAAGAAGUUCAGAGACUGCCUGUUCAAGAUAUGUCCUAUGAACCGGUAUUCUGCUCAGAACCAGUUCUGGACCGCUCAACGUACCGGAGGUACAAAUCUCACCAGUGCUCCAGAUACAGUUCUGUUGAAAAAACUCCAUCAUGCUGCAGAAUUGGAGAAAAAACAGAAUGAGGCCGAAAACAAGAAACAGCUGGGAUCAGAAAUUCAGUAUGGCAAUGUAAUCCAGUUACUCCAUCUAAAGAGUAACAAGUACUUGACUGUAAACAAGCGCCUACCUGCCUUACUAGAGAAGAAUGCCAUGCGAGUGACAUUGGAUACGGCAGGAAAUGAAGGUUCCUGGUUCUAUAUCAUGCCGUUUUACAAGCUUCGACAGGCAGGGGAUCCGGUGGUGGUAGGGGACAAGGUGGUGCUCAACCCAGUCAAUGCUGGACAGCCUCUUCAUGCCAGUACCUACGAACUUAUCGACAAGCCAGGCUGUAAGGAGGUGAACUCUGUAAAUACAGCAAGCCCAGCAUGCUGGAAGAUGACAUUGUUUAUGGACUAUCGAGAAAACAAAGAAGAGGUUCUUAAAGGGGGUGAUGUGGUACGGUUGUUUCAUGCUGAGGAACAGAUGUUUCUGACGUGUGACGAGUAUAAAAGGCAGCAAUUUGUGUUCCUUAGGAUCACCGCCCGACAGACUGCCACCACAGCAACUAGCUCCAAGGCAUUGUGGGAAAUAGAGGUGGUACAACAUGACCCUUGUCGUGGGGGAGCUGGUCAGUGGAUGAGUUUGUAUAGAUUUAAACAUCUUGCUACAGGACAGUACUUAGCUGCUGAGGUCGACAAAGAUCAAGCACCAGACACCAUGAGGAACAAACUCAGGGGUACAAACACUGCACCAGUUUUCUGUCUCGUAUCUGUACCUCAUGGCCAUGAUGUGGCCACCAUUUUUGAGCUGGAUCCCACGACAAUGACCAGAGACUCGCAUGUACCCAGGAACUCUUUUGUGCGACUGCACCAUCUGUGCACCAAUAGCUGGGUCCAUAGCACCUCCAUUCCUCUGGACAAGGAUGAAGAUAAACCCAUCAUGAAGAAGGUUGGGUGUGCCCAGAUAAAAGAAGAUCGUGAGGCUUUUGCUAUAGUACCAGUUCCACCAUCAGAAGUUAGGGACCUUGACUUUGCCAAUGAUGCUAGUCGAGUACUGGCAGACUUUGCUGUCAAGUUGGAGAAGGGCUGCAUCACACAGAAUGAAAGAAGGUUUGUAACACAGCUGUUAUCAGAUAUAUUGCAUUUCGUAACCCAACAAGAAUCUCAGAACACAGGAGGUGACCCUCUCAAAGUAGAAAUGGCAAAACCCAAGGAGUGCAGGGAGAGACAGAAGCUACUCCGAGAACAGGACAUCCUAAAACAGGUGUUCCAGAUCCUUAAGGCUCCCUUCAGUGGGCCUCAACCCCUGCUGAAGAUGGAGGAAUUAGCGGACCAGCGUCAUGCUCCCAUCCGACAGAUCUGUAAACUCUGUUACCAUAUCCUACGUCUCUCACAACAGGAUUACAGGAAAAAUCAGGAGUAUGUUGCAAAAUACUUUGCAUUUAUGCAGAAACAAAUAGGAUAUGAUGUUUUAGCAGAGGAAACUAUAACAGCUUUACUGAACAACAACAGAAAAUUGUUGGAGAAGCACAUCACCAAGCAGGAGAUUGUGACAUUCGUCAGUUUGGUCAGAAAAAACAAAAAACCCAGGUUCCUGGACUACCUGUAUGUGCUGUGUGUAUCAAAUAACCAGGCUAUAGCAGCCACCCAAUACCUCAUUUGUAACUGUCUUCUAAGUGAGGAGAACCAGGACAUCUUAAUAGAGACCAGACUAGAGAAGACUCAGAUGGAAGUGGAAAUGGAAGUAGAGAACCCAGAUGGCACGUCGGCUCCUGAACCAAUUGUCACUAUUGAGGAGGUGGAGGAGGUCAUGCUUAUUUGGGAUCUUGGCAAGAAGACCAAGAGUAUACGUGAGCUAGCAGAGACCGCAGCAGAAUCUCAGGGCCUUGGUGAGAACUCUGAGGACCAGGACAUCUUAGUGUAUUACAGACACCAAUUAGAUCUGUUUUCUCACAUGUGUCUGGACAGACAGUACAUAGCCAUCAAUGCUCUCUCUAAACAAUUGGAUAUAGAUCUGAUCCUCAGGUGUGUCUCUGAUGAGGUUCUGCCUUAUGACCUGCGUGCCUCAUUCUGUAGAUUGAUGUUACACAUGCAUGUAGAUAGGGAUCCACAGGAAAUCAUUAAACCGGUCAAGUAUGCCAGACUGUGGUCCGAGAUCCCCACGCAGAUCUCAAUCGAGGAAUAUGAUAGUACAUGGAAGUCAGAGAAUUAUGAGUCCAACAUUGGAAAAGAUCCUGAGAAGGAGAAGGUGAAACCUCGAUUCUCUCGUACCAUCCUCUUUGUAGAAGACUACCUAUUUAAUGUUGUCACCCAAGAAGGUGCCUUUGUUGACAGAAAACAAAACAAACUCACAUUUGAGGUGGUGAAUUUGGCUAAGCAACUGAUCUACUUUGGAUUUUACUCAUUCAGUAAUCUCCUCCGCCUUACCAAAACUCUUCUCAACAUCCUGGAUUUUGCACCAGAGAAGGAAAUACACGGUGUUGGUAAAGUGAGGCAACCUGUCUCCCUCAGUGACCAUGGUCCUGAUAAAGCUAUUUCCAAUGUGAUCUCCACACGAGGCAAUGGUGAUGCAGCCGAGGCUGAUACUCUUGUUAUGGACACCAAGCUAAAAAUCAUUGAAAUACUAAAGUAUUUAAUGCAUGUACGUUUGGACUACCGUUUAACUUGGAUUCUCUCCAUGUUCAAAAGUCAAAUUGAACAACAACCCUGGAUCAACAGCAGCGAUGAGGAUGAGCUCAGCCUUGACCUUGAAAGUAUAGGUCAGCAGGCGGAGGAAAUAUUUGGAGGCAGCUCUACAACAGCUGAGUUAGACUUGGAUGGUCAAGGGGGCAAGAUGUUCUUGAGAGUCCUGCUUAACCUGGUGAUGCACAACUACCCUACCCUGGUGUCUGGGGCACUACAGCUCCUUUUUAGACACUUCAGUCAGAGACAGGAAGUGUUACAGGCCUUCAAACAGGUGCAGCUGCUUGUGACAGCAGCUGAUGUGGAGAACUACAAACAGAUCAAAACAGACUUGGAAGACCUAAGGAAUUUAGUGGAGAAAUCAGAGCUCUGGGUUUACAAGUCAAAAUCUGUUGCCGAGACACCCAAACCAAAGAAAAAAGCCAACGAAUCUGGCAGUGGUGACAAGGAGGACAAAGAUGGAAAAGAGGGAAAGAAGAAGGCAAAAACACAGCCAUCGAUAUGGAAUAUAUCUAAAGAUCAAGGAUCAGCCAUAGAUCUAGAACUGGGUCCUCCUAUAGAUGAACAGGCAAGCAAAAACUACAAACGUAUCAAGGAGAUAUUACAGAGACUGACCAAGUUGUGUGUACAGAAUACAAGUGAACCUGGUGUAAGAAAAGCAAGACGACAUGAACAGCGUUUGCUGAGAAACAUGAGUGCUCACUCUGCCAUCCUUGAACUGCUCCAGAUACCGUAUGAACAGAAUGAUGAUACACGGAUGCAUGAGAUCAUGCGACUGGCUCAUGAAUUCCUGCAGAGUUUCUGUUUGGGUAACCCUCAAAAUCAGGGCCUACUGCACCAGAGUCUUGACCUCUUCCUCACCCCAGGGCUUCUGGAGGCUCGCACGAUGCAGGCGAUAUUCCAGGAUAAUCUCAACUUGUGUACCGAAGUACAGGAUCGGGUUAUUCAGCACUUUGUCCACUGUAUAGAGACGCAUGGCAGACAUGUACCAUACCUCAAGUUCCUUCAGACUCUCGUUAAGACGGAGGGAGAAUAUAUCAAGAAAUGUCAGGAUCUCGUCAUGGCAGAGCUGGUGAAUGCUGGUGAGGAAGUCCUCCUGUUUUACAAUGACCGAGCAUCAUUUGAGGCCUUCCUAGAUCUAAUGAAGUCUGAGCGAUACAGAACAGACCAGAUGAGCCCCCUUGUCUACCACAUCAACCUGGUACAGUUGCUGGCUCUCUGUACUGAGGGCAAGAAUGUGUACACAGAGAUCAAAUGUCACUCCCUCCUCCCACUUGAUGACAUUGUCAGAGUUGUCACAGACAAGGACUGUAUCCCGGAGGUGAAAAGUGCAUACAUUAACUUUCUGAAUCACUGUUAUAUUGACACGGAGGUGGAGAUGAAGGAAAUCUACACCAGCAAUCACAUGUGGACCCUGUUUGAGAACUUCCUAACAGAUAUGGGCACAGUGUCAACAGCAACCCAUGAUCGACGCCAUGCAGACACAGUGUUAGAAAGCUAUGUGACAGAAAUAGUGAUGAACGUCAUUCACACUUUCUUCAGCUCACCAUUCUCCGACCAAACAACUCACCUCCAGAACAAAUCCAGACAGCCAGUUUUUGUGCGACUGCUACAAGGGGCUUUCCGUGUGUCACACUGCAAGUGGCUUACUGGCAUACAGAAAUUCCAUGUGGAGACAUGCAUCAAAACACUGGCAGAUAUAGCUAAGAUGCGGGGGAUAGCCAUUCCAGUUGAUCUGGACAGCCAGGUGAAUCUUCUGUUUGAGAAGAAUCAGAAGACACAGAAUACGGCCAUGAGAUGGAAGACAGUGGGGCUGAUGAAGAGAGAGUCCAUUCCAUCGAUCUCUCGUGACUACCGUAACAUUAUAGAGGGUCUCCAGGAUAUUGUGGAUCUGCUGGAAGACCAGUUGCGACCUUUAGUUCAGGCAGAGUUAUCUGUCCUUGUUGAUGUUCUUCACUGCCCAGAGCAGCUUUUCCCUCCAGGUACUCAGUGUGAAAUUGGAGGAUUCAUAUCGAGACUGAUAAAGCACACCGAGUGUCUACUGGAAGAAAAAGAGGACAAGUUGUGUAUCAAGGUGCUGCAGACUCUUCGGGAGAUGAUGACUAUUGACAAUGAAUACGGAGACAAGGUGGAUGUGAAGGCUUUGGGUAAAAAGGAUCUUGAUGACCACAGAAGGGGGGAAGCUCUGAGGCACUGUCUAUUGACACGUUACUAUGGCAAAGUGAUACCACGUCUGCCGCGAGAUGGUGGCCACAAGGCCCAGCAGGGUCGAUCCUCAAGUGACAACUCAAAGACGGCUGCAGGAAGUGAAUCAAUCAACACACUACAUGAUGUACAGUGUCGUCUUGAUAAGGAGGGAGCCAGUGACCUCAUUGUGGAUCUGAUCAUCAAGGACACCAGUAACAAAAUCUUCUUGGAAACUGUUGAGCUAGGCAAAGCAUUGUUGGAAGGAGGAAAUGAAGAAAUUCAGAAAUCUAUUUACACAAGACUGAUAUCAGACAAACAAUCUGAGGUAUUCUUCAAAGUCUUCUACACCAAAAUGUUCAAUGCCCAGGAGGAGAUUAAGGCCACCCAAACAGUCAACACUGGUGAGGGGGACAAACACUUGACAGAACAUAAAGACACCCAGCCUCAUGAACAGCUCAACCACAGUAAACCAAGCCGUAAUGGAGAAGGCCGUCUACAGAAGAAUGCAUCAGAGAACGGUCAGUGGAAACUAUCUGGGAAGGGCAGGAUAGUGAAGGGUGUACCACUCAGACAUGGUCGUGAGUAUGACAGUGAUGAAGGGACAAGGUCAGGUCAUGGCCCUACAGAGGAAGUGGCAGACAAGCCUAACAAAAAUAAGGAUGAGAAAAAACUCGCACCACAUGUGGUACUGAUGAAACCAAUUCUUCGAUUCCUGCAGCUUCUCUGUGAGAACCAUAAUCAUGAUCUACAAAACUAUCUUAGGCACCAAGCCAACAAUAAGACGCCAUACAACUUGGUCUGUGAGACACUUCAGUUCCUUGACUGUAUCUGUGGUAGCACCACCGGGGGUCUAGGGCUGCUGGGACUCUACAUCAAUGAGAAUAAUGUUGGACUCAUCAACCAGGCUCUCACUACACUCACAGAAUACUGUCAGGGGCCCUGUCACAUAAAUCAGAAUGCCAUAGCAAUGCAUGAGAGUAAUGGAAUAGACAUCAUCAUUGACUUGCUCCUCAAUGAUAUCAACCCUCUCGGCAAGAACCGCAUGGAUCUGGUGUUAGAACUUAAGAACAAUGCUUCCAAACUAUUGCUUGCGGUUAUGGAAAGUCGCCAUGAUAGUGAAAACGCAGAAAGAAUCCUGUAUAACAUGAACUGUAAACAGUUGGUAGAAGCUUUGGGACAUGUCUUUAAGCAGGCUUUAGACAGAGGAAUUAUUGAUUUACGAAAGGUGGAGAACUGUAAAAAUGCAUUCCAUAAAGAGGCAACUAUAGAUGAUGAUGAUGAAGAGGAAGAGGACAGUGGAAUUGAAGCCUCACCUAAAGCUGUGGGCCACAACAUCUACAUCCUAGCUACACAGCUGUCACAACACAAAGAGGAGCUGGCAAACCUGUUGAAGCCCAGUGAUGAUGACUUAUGGGGAGACCAAGCACUCAAGUUCUAUGAAAAACAUACAGCACAGAUAGAGAUUGUGAGGGAGAACAGAACGAUGGAACAGAUUGUGUUUCCGAUACCAGAGAUCUGUGAAUACCUAACAGAAGAAACAAAGACAAGGAUCUACAACUGUGCAGAGAUGGACGAACAGGGGUCAAAGGUUGUGGACUUUUUUGAAAGACAUGAGGAUCUUUUUGCUGAGAUGAGAUGGCAGAAGAAACUCCGAGCCAAUCCAUACCUGUCGUGGUUCAGCAGUCACAUGUCUCUUUGGAGCAGCAUUACUUUUAACUUUGCCGUCCUUAUCAACUUCCUGGUGGCCUGCUUCUACCCCUUCAGUGAUGAACGAGAUGAGCUUGACCCUCGUCUGUCGGGCCUGGUGUGGACUGCCAUGUUUGGAUCCCUUGCUUUAGUGAUCAGUGUUGGAGUGUACCCAUCAGCUAUUAGAACUUUCAUAGCCUCUAUCAUUCUUCGGUUUAUAUUCUCUGUUGGACUUGAACCCACCUUGUGGCUAUUAGGUGCCUUAAAUGUGAUAAAUAAAGGAAUAUUUUUGAUAAGUUUGAUGGGAAACAAUGGAACUUUCACAAAACCACCUUCUCAGGUGCUGAGGGAUUUUCAGUUUGUGUAUAAUGUUGGAUAUCUCAUAUUAUGUGUCCUUGGACUGUGUGUACAUGAGUUCUUCUACAGCUUCUUGUUGCUAGAUCUAGUGUACAGAGAGGAAACCCUGCUGAAUGUUAUCAAGUCUGUGACGAGGAAUGGUCGUUCCAUUGUCCUCACCGCCGUCCUUGCUGUCAUACUCAUCUACCUCUUCUCCAUCAUUGGAUUUAUCUUCUUCAAGGAUGACUUUCUCAUGGAAGUGGAGAGGAUUGACCCUCCUCAAAUCAUCAAUUUGACAGACAUAAAUAAUACAGUGAAUGCUUCGUGUGAGGCUCAUGGAAACUGCAGUAUCUCCGACAAAGUAGCCCACUACUUGAAUCCUGCCCAAGUGGUGUCAGAAGAGGAAUCUAGUGAGAAACAGCGUGUGUGUGACUCUCUCAUCAUGUGCAUUCUCACUACUCUGAAUGAAGGACUGAGAAACGGAGGUGGCAUAGGUGAUGUACUUCGUAAACCUGAUACCAGGGAGCCCUUGUUUAUAGCCAGAGUUGUGUAUGACAUGCUGUUCUUUUUCAUCGUCAUCAUUAUUGUCCUCAACCUCAUCUUUGGUGUCAUCAUCGACACAUUUGCUGACUUGAGGAGUGAAAAACAGAACAAAGAACAAACAUUAAAAAAUACAUGUUUUAUAUGUGGUUUAAAUCGUGUUGCAUUCGACAACAAGGAUGUAUCUUUUGAUGAACACAAGUCAAAAGAGCACAAUAUGUGGCACUAUCUCAACUUCAUAGUCUUGGUGAAGGUGAAAGAUCGCACCGAGUUUACGGGGCCGGAAAGUUACGUCCACUCCAUGAUAAAGGAGAAAAAUCUGGAAUGGUUCCCAAGGAUGCGAGCCAUGUCACUUCAGGCAGAAGAAAGCGAUGGAGAACAAAACGAAUUACGAAACCUGCAGGCGCAGCUGGACUGUGCCAACACUCUAAUUAAAAACCUUUCCAAACAGCUGAGUGAGCUCAAAGACCAGAUGACUGAACAGAGGAAACAGAAACAGCGGAAAGGUUUUCUCCAUUCGACCACUGUACCUAACAUAAUGAACCCCAACUCCACCUACUGAACAUUGCAUGAACCUGAACUCCCCAUGUGCUGGGUGAACCAUUAGCUCGUUAUAUGUUCUUGUUUCCAUAGAAACACUGUCCUGAAUGAAUUGAGUCUCAAUGAACAAAAUAAUAUUAUGUAUUAAUGUAGUUGCUUUAGUUUAAAAAAAGACUGGUAUCAAAAUUGUAUCAAAUUCCAUGAUUUGUUUUCGAAUGAGACUGUAAUCAUUAUGAAAUUGGCUGAAAAAAUAACGGAUUGUUUUCCUUUUUUUAUUAUACAUUUUUAUAGUAGCUAUAUAUUUAAAAUAAAAAAAGGUCAUAAUUGUGUCAAUACCGAAGGGUAAUGGAGUAUGGAUAUAUGUGAUUUUCCACAUUGGUUUGCUAUGUAUUCAAAUAGAAGCUUUAAGCAGGUGCUGUGUAAACAUUUAUGGUCCUGAUUGAGUCAAAGAGAUGAUACCAGUAGCUGUAAAAAUGAUUAACAGUUCAUACUGGAUUGGACUGAGGUUUAUUAAAGAUUCAGGAAUAUCCUCUCUUGGAUUGAAUUUUUGGUUUUCUUGAUAUUGUUAAAUCACUCUUAAAAUAGUCAUGGAAAGAGAGCUGUAAAUUUUCUAUUAAUUCUUUGUAUUUUUGUAAUGUUGCCUCAAAUCAAAUCGUUGGCACAUCAAGACCAAAUAUUUGCUAACUUUUAAAUCAGUCUUUUCUUCUGAAUCAUUCCUAGGCAGCUACAAGUCAAGUUUUUUUAUUUUCAAUGUAUGUACUAUUUUCUCCUUCUGACAUUGUACAAUAUUAAGUUCUGUAAAGCUGUUUGACCUAGAUGAAUUUAAUUGGAGAAAGUUUGUAAUAUGACAGGUUUUCUGUUCAAUUUCAAAAUACAAUAUGUACAAUCAAUUUGUAACAUCAGUAAUGGAUUGUGUGCGGAUGGUAAAACCUAUAAAACCUUAUAUUAUGUUGCAAUAUACAACUGAUAGAGAUAUACAUAAUCAUGGAAUACAAAAAAUAAAAACCAAAAAAAAAAAUUAUUUUGAAACUUUUUUCACUCAUAUUUUUCAUCACAAUCUCAAAACUACAACCCAUUUUUAUUUUUUUGUUUGUUUUUUUUUUUUUGGUUUGUUUUUCUUUCUCUUUUCUUUUCUAUCAAAAUGAGUUUAUUGUUCAUGAAAAUUGAAAUUUCCUAUUAUCAAAUGCAUUUGUUUUACUUAUUUAAAGCUUGUUAUCAUUUUAAUUGCUCCUAGACGGCAUAACAAUAUAUUAUUAUUUACAUUUUGUACUCACUGUUCAGGUCAUAGAAAAUAUGACAUAUUUGCCAAGUAUGCUAAAUAGAUAAGCGAAAGAGAAGCUUGAGUUAUAUUAGUGCCUAACUAGAUGUUGUAGUGUUUAGCAGCUUGAUGUGUUGCUCUGGGAUCAUUCAAUAUAAUUGGUCUGCUACGUGAUUUGGUUAAGUCCUAUCAUUCAUAUACCGGUACAUACAUAAAUAUUGUAUACAUACUUACAUUUUGAGUUUCCCCAUAAGAGUUAUGUAAUUAAUGUAAAUUAAUAUAUUG
Ylistrum balloti is the source of this 9786-nucleotide messenger RNA. RefSeq names its product inositol 1,4,5-trisphosphate receptor-like. Gene Ontology annotation, molecular function: inositol 1,4,5 trisphosphate binding; inositol 1,4,5-trisphosphate-gated calcium channel activity. Gene Ontology annotation, biological process: calcium ion transmembrane transport. Lineage: Eukaryota; Metazoa; Mollusca; Bivalvia; Pectinida; Pectinidae. The record is from RefSeq and is a predicted model, not a curated record. Gene Ontology annotation, cellular component: membrane; endoplasmic reticulum. The transcript has 62 exons. Bases 7 to 8265 code for a protein of 2752 amino acids.